GGCGGAAACGGCUUUUUCUGGCUCCAGCUUCCGGUCCGGCGGCGGCGCCUCAGACUGUGAUAACAGGCGGCAGGUGUCGGCGGUGGGGCUGCAUAGACGUGACCUCGGAGUCAACGGAGGGAGCGAGAGUUAAACCAGAGGACUCACCACCACCUCCAUGGCUGCCUCACAAGCUUCACAGACUGUUGCAUCUCAUGUUCCUUUUUCAGAUUUAUGUUCUACGUUAGAACGAAUACAGAGAAGUAAAGGACGUGCAGAAAAGAUCAGACAAUUCAAGGAAUUUUUAGACUCUUGGAGAAAAUUUCAUGAUGCCCUUCAUAAGAACCAAAAAGAUGUCACAGACUCUUUUUAUCCAGCAAUGAGACUUAUUCUUCCUCAGCUAGAAAGAGAGAGAAUGGCCUAUGGAAUCAAAGAAACUAUGCUUGCAAAGCUUUAUAUUGAAUUGCUUAACUUACCUAGAGAUGGAAAAGACGCCCUUAAACUUUUAAAUUACAGAACACCGACUGGAAUUCAUGGAGAUGCUGGUGAUUUUGCAAUGAUGGCAUACUUUGUGUUGAAACCAAGGUGUUUACAGAAAGGAAGUUUAACUAUACAGCAAGUAAACGACCUUUUAGAUUCAGUUGCCAGCAAUAAUACUGCCAAAAGAAAAGACCUAAUAAAGAAGAGUCUUCUUCAACUUAUAACUCAGAGUUCAGCACUUGAACAAAAGUGGCUUAUACGGAUGAUUGUGAAGGACUUAAAGCUUGGUGUUAGUCAGCAAACUAUAUUUUCUGUUUUUCAUAAUGAUGCUGCUGAGUUGCAUAAUGUCACCACAGAUCUGGAGAAAGUCUGUAGGCAACUGCAUGAUCCUUCUGUAGGACUUAGUGAUAUUUCUAUCACUUUGUUUUCUGCCUUUAAGCCAAUGCUAGCUGCCAUAGCAGAUAUUGAGCGCAUUGAAAAGGACAUGAAACAACAGAGUUUCUACAUUGAAACUAAGCUAGAUGGUGAGCGUAUGCAAAUGCACAAAGAUGGAGAUGUAUAUCAGUACUUCUCUCGAAAUGGAUAUAACUAUACUGAUCAGUUCGGUGCUGCUCCACAUGAAGGUUCUCUUACCCCAUUCAUUCAUAAUGCAUUCAAAACAGAUACACAAGUCUGUAUCCUGGAUGGCGAGAUGAUGGCCUACAACCCUAAUACACAGACUUUUAUGCAGAAGGGGAAUAAGUUUGAUAUUAAAAGAAUGGUAGAAGAUUCUGAUCUGCAGACUUGUUAUUGUGUUUUUGAUGUAUUGAUGGUUAAUAAUAAAAAGCUAGGACAUGAGACUCUGAGAAAGAGGUAUGAGAUUCUUAGUAGUACUCUUACAACAAUUCCUGGUAGAAUAGAAAUAGUGCAGAAAACACAAGCUCAUACUAAGAAUGAAGUGAUUGAUGCCUUAAAUGAAGCAAUAGAUAAAAGAGAAGAGGGAAUCAUGAUAAAACAUCCUCUGUCCAUUUAUAAGCCAGACAAAAGAGGUGAAGGAUGGUUGAAAAUUAAACCAGAGUAUGUCAAUGGACUGAUGGAUGAAUUAGACAUCUUAAUUGUUGGAGGCUAUUGGGGUAAAGGUUUACGGGGUGGACUGAUGUCUCAUUUUUUGUGUGCAGUAGCAGAGAAGCCCCCUUCUGGUGAAAAGCCAUCUGUGUUCCAUACUCUCUGUCGAGUUGGCUCAGGUUAUACCAUGAAAGAACUGUAUGAUCUGGGUUUGAAAUUGGCCAACCAUUGGAAGCCGUUUCAUAAAAAAGCUCCACCAAGUAACAUUUUAUGUGGAACAGAGAAGCCAGAAGUUUACAUUGAACCUUGUAAUUCUGUCAUUGUUCAGAUUAAGGCAACAGAGAUUGUCCCCAGUGACAUGUAUAAAACUGCUUGCACGUUGCGUUUUCCACGAAUUGAAAAGAUAAGGGAUGACAAAGAGUGGCAUGAAUGCAUGACUCUGGAUGACUUGGAACAACUUAGGGGAAAAGCAUCUGGAAAGCUUGCAUCUAAACACCUUUAUGUAGGUGGUGAUGAAGAGCCACAGAAGAAAAAGCGGAAAGCUGCCCCAAAGAAAGUGAUUGGAAUUAUUGAACACUUAAAAGCACCUAAUCUUUCUAACAUAAAUAAAGUUUCUAAUAUAUUUGAAGAUGUAGAGUUUUGCGUUAUGAGUGGAACAGACGGCCAUCCAAAACCUGACCUGGAGAACAGAAUUGCAGAAUUUGGUGGUUACAUAGUACAAAAUCCAGGUCCAGAUACGUACUGUAUAAUUGCAGGGUCUGAGAACAUCAGAGUGAAAAACAUAAUUACUUCCAAUAAGCAUGAUGUUGUCAAGCCUGCAUGGCUUUUAGAGUGUUUUAAGACCAAAAGCUUUGUGCCAUGGCAGCCACACUUCAUGAUUCAUAUGUGUCCAUCAACAAAAGAACAUUUUGCUCGUGAAUAUGAUUGCUAUGGUGAUAGUUAUUUUGUUGAUACAGAUUUGGACCAACUCAAGGAGGUAUUCUCAGGAAUUAAAAAUUCUAAUGAACAGACUCCUGAAGAAAUGGCCUCUGUGAUUGCUGAUUUAGAAUAUCGUUAUUCCUGGGACCACCAUCCUCUUAGUAUGUUUCGAAACCACACCAUUUAUUUGGACUUGUAUACUGUUGUUAGUGACUUGAGUACCAAAAUUGAGGGAACAAGACUAGCUAUUAAAGCCUUGGAGCUUCGAUUUUAUGGAGCAAAAGUAGUUUCUUAUUUAGCUGAGGGAGUGUCUCAUGUAAUCAUUGGGGAGGAUCACAGUCGUGUUGCAGAUUUUAAAGCUUUCAGGAGAACUCUUAAGAAAAAGUUUAAAAUCCUACAAGAACGUUGGGUAACUGAUUCGAUAGACAAGUGUGAAUUACAGGAAGAAAAUCAGUAUUUGAUUUAAAGCUAGCUUUCCUAAUGAGGAAAGGCUCUGAUUUGGAGACUUGCAACAGGUGGUGGUAAUGAGGAAAUAUUAAACUGUUUAAUUUUUGUCUCUUAAAAAGUAUUAUUAGAUAUAGGAAAACAAUAUCUUUAACUUUUGAGAUUGGGAAGACAGCAAAUGGCCAAAAGCCAAGAAAGAAGUUCUUAGUAGUAUAAUAUGAUUUUUAUAACCAAUAGGAAAUAAUUAAACAGUUUAAAGAAAUGUUUAAUAUCCCUAUAGAAAUCUAGAAUUUUGACUCAUUAAUAAAAUACAUUUAGAAGCUUUUACAGGCUUUAAAAGUAUUGACCUUCUAAACAGAAUUUUCUGAAAUCAAAUCAAAAUUGUGAUAGUUUUUAUUUUAUAAAAGCAUUGCAAGAAAAAAGGACAGAAUUGUUACAAUUGGACUUGUAAAAAUGUCUUUUUACUUGAAGGCUGAAAUGCCUCUUUUAAAUAUGAAAUGUUGUAAACUAUUUUUUAACGUUAAGGUUAAAUGAGUUGCUAUAUUCUUGUCAUUUUAGCUAGAUUUGGGGAGGUCAAUGAGAUUUAAUGGUCUAAAUAUUUGAAUUGGUUUAGUUUAAAACAAAAAUGUUGCAAUUUUUAAAGCAGUUAGCCCACAUUCUUUUUUUAAAAAUAGAACAUGUUUUGCUUAAAGUAUUUCUAUGUGAAUUUGUACUCUAGUAUUAAUAGUAUUUAUAAACUGAUAUUCCUAAUAUAAUCUAUUGUGUAGGUGUCAAAAUAGCAUGCAUAACUUUCAUUAGAAGUAAAUUGCUUUAUCUUUUUAUAAAGACUUUUGAAUUAGGUUAUUUAAAGUCAAUGUAUGUAGCAUAUAUUAUUAUGUACCAUAUUUUGGAGUACAGUCUAUAUUUUAAAAAAUAUGUUUUAUGAUCAUGUUGAAAUGCAUGGAAUUCACUACUUUGUAUAGAUUAUUUGAAAGUUAUUAGUAAUUUUAUCCAGACACUGAAACUAAUGUGUGUGAUUUUUGUUGUACUUCUUAAUUUAAAUAAAAUAAUAUACUAUUAAAAUAA
Molecule: messenger RNA, 3930 nt
Organism: Galeopterus variegatus (Sunda flying lemur)
Lineage: Eukaryota; Metazoa; Chordata; Mammalia; Dermoptera; Cynocephalidae
Gene: LIG4
Product: ligase IV, DNA, ATP-dependent
Exons: 2
Coding region: 158-2887 (909 amino acids)
Biological process (GO): double-strand break repair via nonhomologous end joining; nucleotide-excision repair, DNA gap filling; immunoglobulin V(D)J recombination
Cellular component (GO): DNA-dependent protein kinase-DNA ligase 4 complex; DNA ligase IV complex
Molecular function (GO): ATP binding; DNA binding; DNA ligase (ATP) activity
Source: RefSeq, a predicted model, not a curated record